UCCCUUUCAUCAUGUUCAAGUCCGUGAUUUUACUGUUGCCGCUGCUGCUGCUCGAAGCAAAUGCCAAUUUUGUCAAUUUCUUCGGUGUCGAUACACUUUUCAACGUAUCCUCGAUGCCCAAACCAGCGCCCUUCGGCUGUGUCGUCGAGCGUUCGUGGGAAUUGACGACGUCUUUGGUGCCGGAUCAGGAACGCGCGAGGGAGGCAUAUAAAAUAUUGGCAAAAGCUUUGCCGCAACAAAAUGUGAAUUUGAACAGUUUGGGACUCAUUGGCUCGUUGGAGCAGCUGAAGCAGAGUCAAGUCGAUGUCAUGAAAGAAAUUUAUAUCAAGCCUCGAGUUAAUUUUAUGAAGGAUAAAAUGCGAUGGAAGCGAAACGAAGUGCCGUUUUGGAUCCAUACUUCGGGAGAUGUUGCUGCGACAAUUACUGGCCAAGUGUUCUACGCUGAGCAUAAUACGAAAAAUCGCGAUAUUAAUGGAUAUUACGUGGCAGAAAAUCCCUUUAAAUACAUGAAAUCCGCAGAGCAAAGAGCCUUUGAAGCAUCUCCCGACUUCCAAAAAGCCUAUAAAAUUGUCAAUUCCAGACUCAAGGAAUAUUUUAAACAAUCCAAAGACUUCAGUGUGGACGAAGUGGUUGCCUCUUAUGACCUUUGUCGUCAUAUAAUCGUCACUUACGACGCCGCAGCUAAACGCGAUCGCGUUUCUUGGUGCAAAAUGUUCGAAAAUGACGAACUCGAGGUCUUUGAAUUUCACGAAGAGCUCAAUUUGCAAAAUAAUUUUUGGCAUAAUGCCUUGGAUUUGGGUCCAAUGGUUUGCGGCAUCAUUGAUUCGCUGCAAUGGACAAUCGCGAGUACCGACAAAGAUCCCAACGGACUCAUUGGCACGACAUUUUUCACAGUUACGCAACAAUUUAUGCCGUUCUUGGAUGCUAUGAAAUUGCUGAAACGUGUCAAAGCGACGGAAUUUAAGAAAGGCAAGUCUAUGGAUUUGAACAGAAUUAAGAGAAUUGCGGGACGAUUGUCGACAAUUACCAUUUAUAAGUACAAUGAGGGUUGCAGCAAACAAACGGAAGUUUUCUUGAAUGGCAAUCCCCAAAUGGUCAUGUACCGAGAACUUGUGGGCACUUUGAAGCGCAAUUACCGAUGCUGAGAUAAAUUUUCAUUUGUAACGUCGUAAAAUGCCAUAAAUUUACUUACCUCGAGUAACGUGAAUGUAGCAAAAAAUUAAGCACAUAAUCCACAAAAACGUUUUUAGUUGGAGAUGCAUCACUCUUGACACUUUGUUCCUUCGUUCGUUAAAAUAUUUCUUCGCAAAAUGCACUUUA
Culicoides brevitarsis is the source of this 1320-nucleotide messenger RNA. RefSeq lists its product as uncharacterized. The transcript is spliced from 6 exons. NCBI's taxonomy places the organism in Eukaryota, Metazoa, Arthropoda, Insecta, Diptera, Ceratopogonidae. Bases 12 to 1145 code for a protein of 377 amino acids. The record is from RefSeq and is a predicted model, not a curated record.